Molecule: messenger RNA, 1767 nt
Organism: Sparassis crispa
Lineage: Eukaryota; Fungi; Basidiomycota; Agaricomycetes; Polyporales; Sparassidaceae
Product: High-affinity methionine permease
Exons: 19
Coding region: 1-1767 (588 amino acids)
Biological process (GO): amino acid transmembrane transport
Cellular component (GO): membrane
Molecular function (GO): L-amino acid transmembrane transporter activity
Source: RefSeq, a predicted model, not a curated record
AUGUCGUCUCUCUCGCGCUUCUUCUCCUUACCGCGCCGAGGGUCUGAGGGGCCAGUCGGGUCAGCAGAUAACGAAGAGGACAGAGACACCGAGAAAGUGCCUUCAAAGUCGGAAGAAAAUGAAGGGUUGGACAUCAAGGAGACUGAAGCGAUACCUGACCAUGACCCUGACCUCAAUCCCGGAGAGCUGACGUUUGAAGAGGAUACUGCUGGAGGAAUGGGCCGUCACCUCGGUGUAUUCAGUUGCACGCUCCUCAUUGUUGGUCGUGUGAUUGGUACGGGCAUCUUCUCCACGCCUUCGUCGAUCCUGAAUUCGGUCGGUUCGGUGGGCGCGUCUCUGAUGCUCUGGGUGCUUGGUUUCGUGUUGUCGUUCUGCGGGUUGUUCAUCUGGCUCGAGCUCGGCACCAUGUUUCCCCGCUCAGGCGGAGAGAAAGUGUAUCUCGAGGCUGCGUAUCCGAAGCCGAAGUAUCUGGCAACGGUCAUUUUUGCUGCGAACGCGAUUCUGCUGGGGUUCACUGCGUCGGGAUGUAUCGCAUUUGCGAGCAAUAUCCUGGUAUCUGCAGGGAAAGAGUCAACGCAAUGGGCCAGUCGCGGCAUUGCUCUAGGAGUCAUCUUCUUCGUGACCAUCCUGCAUGGCCUGACUCCAAGGCUCGGAAUCUUAAUCAUGAAUAUCCUCAGCGUGUUCAAGAUCUUUAUCUUGCUCUUUAUUGUCGUCACAGGCUGGGUUGUAUUAUCCGGCCGCACAAGAGUCAAAGAUCCCCAUGCAAACUUCAGAAACGCGUUUGCCGGCAGUUCUCACAGCAGCUACGAGUACGCUACUGCAACGUUCAAAGUGCUCUUCGCGUAUGCUGGGUGGUCAAAUGUCAAUUAUGUGCUCAACAACGUCCGGGACCCCAUCAGAACGCUGAAGAUCGCCGGACCUCUUGGUCUUGGGAUCUGCACUAUCUUUUACCUCUUAGCGAAUGUCGCUUACUUCGCGGCUGCAACGAAGGAGGAGAUCGCGAGUAGCGGUGUAACGGUCGCGUCGUUGUUCUUCAAAAAGGUAUUCGGUACCGAAGCCCAGAAGGCAUUGACGGUCUUCGUUGCGUUGAGUGGAUUGACUAUCCUUAACUUCACUUCACAUCGCAAUCACAGAAAUGUCAUUACAGUGACUUUUGCUGCGUCUCGUAUCAACCAGGAACUCGCGAAAGAGGGUAUCCCGCUUCCCUUCGGCAACCGCUUCUGGGCGUCCAAUUGGCCCACAGGCAAGACACCUCUACCCGGGCUGAUCAUCCACCUGAUCCCUUCCGUCAUCAUCAUCCUUGGGCCACCACCAUCGGUGGCAUAUCCGUUCAUUCUCGACGUAGAGGGAUAUCCAGGCCAGAUCAUCAACUUCUUCGUCGUCAUUGGACUGUUCUGGCUGAGAUGGCAUAAACCACACGCGGUGCGGCCGUUCAAAGGCAAGUUACAAACUUUCUAUUUCUACGGAUUUUCGUUGACGAAGCUCGUCGCUCUAGUGUGGCUGCCUUUCGCCGUGUUUUUCCUUGCAGCGGCAGUGUUCCUUAUCGUCGCUCCAUUCCUGCGCCCCCCAGGCGGUGUCGGCGACACUCCCCCGCUGCCCUACUACCUAUAUUGUCUCGUGGGCAUCGGGGUCAUGUUCGUGGGCGUGCUGUACUGGGCCGCAUGGCGGGUCGUCCCGCGGUGGUUUGGAUACGAGUUCGUGCCUCGAAAAGACACCCUUACAGACGGGACAGUGGUCACGUUGUUUUCAAGCAAGAAGAUUGAGUAG